Messenger RNA from Kickxella alabastrina, 891 nucleotides. Its product is annotated as kinase-like domain-containing protein. The record is from RefSeq and is a predicted model, not a curated record. Bases 1 to 891 code for a protein of 296 amino acids. Lineage: Eukaryota; Fungi; Kickxellomycota; Kickxellomycetes; Kickxellales; Kickxellaceae. The transcript has 3 exons. Gene Ontology annotation, biological process: protein phosphorylation. Gene Ontology annotation, molecular function: ATP binding; protein kinase activity.
AUGAGUCUGCCCCUGUCAGCACAGCGGUACGAAAAGAAAGAACUGGUGGGACGCGGCGCCUAUGGAGUAGUAUACCGAGGACGCGACACGGUCACCGGCGGCAUUGUGGCCAUCAAAAUCCUCAAUCUGGACAUUGAGGACGACUUUAGCGACAUGCAGCGCGAGAUAAACCUACUGUCGCAGCUGCACUCGCCGCAUAUUGCGCAGUACUACGGGUCAUUCAUCGAGUCUUCGCGGAUGUGGAUCAUUAUGGAAUAUGCGUCGGGAGGCAGCAUCCACAAGCUGAUGCAGGCAGGACCCAUUGAGGAAAAAUACACGUCCAGCAUCAUGUACGGCGUCCUCCUAGCCCUCGACUACCUGCACACGUCGGGCAUCAUGCAUCGCGACAUUAAGGCAGCCAAUGUGCUGGUGACCGACGAGGGCGUGGUGCAGCUGUGCGACUUUGGCGUUGCACGGCAGGUCUUGCAGGCAUCGGCCAAGUCGUACUCGUUCGUCGGCACGCCAUACUGGAUGGCGCCCGAGGUCAUCCAAAAGGGCCAGGUGUAUGACUUUAAGGCCGACAUCUGGUCACUGGGAAUCACCGCAUAUGAGAUUGCCACGGGAAUGCCACCGUACGCUGAAGAGGACCCAAAGCGCGCGCUUUUCCUAAUUCCGCGCAAGGGCCCUAAGCAACUGAACCCCGAGCAGGCUGGCAAGGACAUGCGCGACUUUGUCGAUAAGUGUCUGCAGAUUGACUUUACAAAGCGGCCCUCUGCCCAUGAGUUGCUCAAGCACAACCGUUUUGUGCGUGCGGGUCACGGAAAGCAGGCUGCGCGUGUCUCCGACCUUAUCUCGCGGCACAAUGACUGGCUGCACCGCCGCAUACGAACGGUCCUCGAACGCGUUCCCUGA